Molecule: messenger RNA, 1332 nt
Organism: Kogia breviceps (pygmy sperm whale)
Lineage: Eukaryota; Metazoa; Chordata; Mammalia; Artiodactyla; Physeteridae
Gene: TST
Product: thiosulfate sulfurtransferase
Cellular component (GO): mitochondrion
Molecular function (GO): thiosulfate-cyanide sulfurtransferase activity
Source: RefSeq, a predicted model, not a curated record
GGCGAGCGCUGGGGCGGCGGCGAGGGCCAGUGAGUGCGGCGGCGUGGGGCGGAGGCAGGCGCCCGGGCCACUCGGGAUUGGGCCGCCGACCGGACCACCUGCCACCCAGGGGAGGGUCCCGGUGGCGAGAGCGGGGCGGGGUGCCCUGGGAACCCUGGACCUAACUGGGGCAGAGGGCACUGGACCGGGCCGGACUCAGGCAUUCCGGAGGCGGGCGAGCCCAGGUUGCUGAGAGGCUGCAGGAAGGUGAUACGGAGAGCUGAAACCAUGGUUCAGCAGGUGCUGUACCGGGCGCUGGUCUCCACCAAGUGGCUGGCGGAGUCCGUCCGGGCUGGCAAGCUGGGCCCUGGCCUUCGAGUGCUGGACGCCUCCUGGUACUCGCCGGGCACCCGCGAGGCCCGCAAGGAAUACCUAGAGCGCCAUGUGCCCGGCGCCUCCUUCUUUGACAUAGAGGAGUGCCGGGACAGAGCGUCGCCCUACGAGAUGAUGCUGCCCAGCAAGGCGGGCUUCGCCGACUACGUGGGCGGCCUGGGCAUCAGCAACGACACGCAUGUGGUGGUGUACGAUGGUGACAACUUGGGCAGCUUCUAUGCGCCGCGGGUCUGGUGGAUGUUCCGUGUGUUUGGCCAUCGCACCGUAUCCGUGCUCAACGGUGGCUUCCGGAACUGGCUGAAGGAGGGCCACCCGGUGACAUCUGAGCCCUCACGCCCAGAGCCAGCUGUCUUCAAAGCCACACUGGACCGCUCCCUGCUCAAGACCUACGAGCAGGUGCUGGAGAACCUCGAAUCAAAGAGGUUCCAGCUGGUGGAUUCACGGGCCCAAGGGCGGUACCUGGGCACGCAGCCGGAGCCAGAUGCAGUAGGACUGGACUCGGGCCACAUCCAAGGCUCAGUCAACAUGCCCUUCAUGGACUUCCUGAUGGAGGAUGGCUUCGAGAAGAGCCCGGAGGAGCUCCGUGCCAUGUUCGAGGCUAAGAAGGUGGACCUCGCGAAGCCCAUCAUCGCCACGUGCCGAAAGGGUGUCACCGCCUGCCACAUCGCCCUGGCCGCCUACCUCUGCGGCAAGCCCGAUGUGGCCAUCUAUGAUGGCUCCUGGUUCGAGUGGUUCCACCGGGCCCCCCCAGAGACCCGGGUGUCCCAGGGGAAGGGCGGGAAGGCGUGAGCAGUGGCCUCUCCUACCCUCGCCCACAACUCCUGCCAGUGGAGUGACCCCAGCGUGGCCCGCAGCUGGUCCAUGCCUCAUCGGCUAAGGAGAUGAACACGUUUUUAGAGUUAAUGUGUAGAGCGCUCCUUUUCCCAGCAACACUGGAAUAAAACUGGCCUUUUCCGAGUA